Varanus komodoensis (Komodo dragon) is the source of this 960-nucleotide messenger RNA. RefSeq names its product stromelysin-1-like. NCBI's taxonomy places the organism in Eukaryota, Metazoa, Chordata, Lepidosauria, Squamata, Varanidae. The record is from RefSeq and is a predicted model, not a curated record. Bases 10 to 735 code for a protein of 241 amino acids. The transcript has 6 exons.
ACCACGAAGAUGAAGAGUUUCCUCAUGAUGAAUGUGCUCUUUGGAGCACUGCCCUGUGUGCUGUUGAACCUUCUGCAAGACAUGAAUUCAGGCAACGAUUAUGAUGAUGAUGAUGAAACAUCAGUCCCACCAUCACCACCAAACAUCCCACCAGAAAAUCCAUCAAGAGACCUGUGCAAAGAUCCCCUGACCUUUGAUGCUGUCACCAGUCUCCGAGGGGAAAAAUUCUUCUUCAAACACAGCUUGUACUUGCGGAAAAGUCCUUUCAGGAAGGAAAUUAAAAAUGUGCCAAUUUCCACCUUUUGGCCAACUUUGGAGUCUGGCAUGGAUGCUGCCUAUGAAGUUGAAAACCUCGUUUAUUUUAUUAAAGGGGAGAACUAUUGGGCUUUCUAUGCCAACAUUGAGGAGCCGGGUUACCCAAAGAGUAUCCACAGCUUGGGCUUCCCAGAAUAUGUUAAGAAAAUUGAUGCUGCUGUUUAUGAGGAAAACUCAAGGAAAAUCUACUUCUUUUCAGGCAACAAAUACUGGACGUACGAUGAAGCUGCAAAUGUAAUGGAGCAGGGUCCGAAACUGAUAGAGACUGACUUCCCUGGGAUCGGGACUCAGUUAGAUGCUGCUUUUGAGCAUGCAGGAAAACUUUACUUUUUCUCUGGUCCAGAGAAUGUUGAGUUUGAUAUCAAGCACAAGAGAGUUACUAAGAAAAUGAAGAACAACGUCUGGUUUGGCUGUGUCUGAGAUGAUGUGGAGAACAAAUGAAAGCAUCAACAGCGUCUCUGCUCCACCAUGUGUCAAGCACUGGCUGCCUUGUUCUCCGCUGGCAUUGCUGGGUCCCAUCUGGCUAAUUUUUUAAUCUUUGGCUAAUUAAAAAAUUACACAUUAAAGGUAGAGGUAAAGGUUUCCCCUUGACAUUAAGUCCAGUCAUGCCUGACUCUAGGGGGUGGUGCUCAUCUCUGUUUCCUA